CGGGAUCGUGAAGACACUCAAGAACGAUAUUGUCGAGCUAUUCUUACACUUUUUGUGCCUUGGCGAAAUGUAUCUGAUCUUUGCGAUGUCAACCAGAAAUUGGAAGACACACUUAGCUCUCGUCACCAUCGUAUAUCUGGGCACUCGCAGAAUAUCAUCGAUAAUAUUCAACUUUUACACGAGUGUAAGAAAGACCGAGAUGAACACUUAGUGAAAGUGAUUACAGAAGCUCAAGUUGAGAACGACACAAUCGAGCCCGAACUGUUUCCAAAAAAUCAAAGAUCAUACGAUGUUGCUCGCAAAAAUUAUAAAACAGGCGACGAGUCGAAUACUGACGAUAUGGAAGACACAGUUGUAACACUGAUAAAUUCAACCAGUUCAAACAUGAACAUGCGUGAUAAUUAUAACUCAAUUCUUCCAGUUGCUGCAGUAAUAAGUACAACAUAUUGUAAUCAAAAGAGCGUCGCUGAUCAAGACCCACUAAACAGAGAGCAAAAAGCUGCAUUCAUGAUAAUCACAAGUCAUCUUGAUGGUGACAAACCGUCACGCAUAGGUAUGUUCAUGCACAUGGUUCUAUAUAAUCAUAAAUUGAAAAAUAUGGUGGACGGACAAUUCGUCGCGGACAAUUCGUCGCCAUCAUAA
This is a messenger RNA of Adineta ricciae, 642 nucleotides long. The record is from the annotation of a GenBank genome assembly. NCBI's taxonomy places the organism in Eukaryota, Metazoa, Rotifera, Eurotatoria, Adinetida, Adinetidae.